CUAACGCAUGUGUAAAAGAACACACUUCUAGCUGUCUCAUCUACCUUUAUUUCUACUGUGAUCCUGUUUGGAUCCACAGUACCCCAUGUUACAUUAUGCUAGCUUGCGUUAAUGGUACUGAAUCGAGUUAAUAUGUCAGCAAAUAUCAAUUAACCAAUAUGUUCAAUGUUUGUAAUUUACGUAUAUUGAUCUCAACCUAAAUUAAUAAUAGAAGUUGCAUUUGUGUGCAUAUUUCGUAACACGUUAGAGUUACACUACAGAUGUGUUGAGGCGUGCUCUUAGUGUUAGGGACCAAAUCAGGGAAAUCGUACGCACUGGGAUCACUCAGUGGGACAAUUUCAUGCAACUAUAAGCACACGCACCCUGUAAAAUCGUUUAAGUCAAAACCAACAUCGAAUUUACAUUGAAUCAAAAACAUUUGCUUUUGGCUUCUAAUUUUCAAUUACCUGGCCGUGAACUAAUUAAAAUAAGUUAACGAACUGUUAACGAAACAGCGCGUUUCUCAUAAUUACUUUUUCUUAUCUAAGUCGCUAAUUAGUUGAACAACGACGCUAAGCUUAGACUGGCGACAGCAAAUAUUCACCAGUUUUACCGAGCGCCAAAAUGAAACGGCCAUCGAUUCUGAUAUUGGGCCUAUUCAACUUAAUUGCAAUCUGUGCCACCCGCCAGCCCCACAUUGUGGUCAUACUUGGGGAUGACAUUGGAUGGAACGACUUCGGGUUUCACGGCUCCAGCCAAAUCCCGACGCCCAACAUCGACGCCCUGGGCUACAACGGCGUCGUUCUCAACAAGUUUUACACGCAAGCCAUUUGCAGCCCUUCCAGAGCCGCGUUUCUGACUGGAAAAUACCCCGUGAGAUUCGGCUAUCAAGGAGUCCCACUCAGCGCGGGCGAAGACCGGCCGCUGCCUCAUGACUUGGAACUGUUGCCGGAACGGCUACAGAAGCUGGGCUACAAGACCCACAUGGUGGGGAAAUGGCACUUGAGCUCCGGCCGCAAGAACAACACGCCCACUGCUCGCGGCUUCGACACCCACUUCGGCUACUGGAACGGCUUUGUGGGCUACUUCGAUUAUUUUGCCUAUCAAGGAUUGUCGGCCGACUGGAACAUUUCGGAAACCUGGUCGGGUCUGGACCUUCACCACGGCUUCAAGCCCCAGUGGCAGUACCAAGGCCAAUACGCCACCGAUUUGUUCACCGAAAAGUCCCUGGAUGUGCUCGAGGCGCACAAUGCAAGCGAACCGCUUUUCCUCUACUUGGGGCACCUGGCGGCGCAUGCUGGGGCCAAUGGAACUGAGCUAGGAGUGAAAAAUAUCACGCAAACCGACGAGAAGUUUGGCUACAUUGAGGACCCUCGACGCCGCCGAUAUGCCGAUGUAGUGAGCGAGCUGGACAAAUCAGUGGGUCUAGUGGUGAAGAAACUAAGCGACAAAGGAAUGCUCAACAACUCCAUAGUUCUUUUUCUGUCGGACAAUGGGGCCCAAACCAUCGGCAUCUACGAAAACCACGGCUCCAACUACCCGCUAAAGGGGCUCAAAUUCACGCUGCUUGAAGGAGGCGUCCGGGGCUCCGCGGUAAUUUACAGCCCCCUUCUGCGCAAAAAGGGCUACAUCAACAACCGCCUGAUGCACAUCACCGACCUCUACCCCACAUUCCUGGACCUAGCAGGAGGAAACCCGAAACUAUUCAACAAUCUAGAUGGCCAAAACCAAUGGAGCACCAUUUCCAAAGACCUGCCCUCGCACCGAUCGGAAGUGCUCCUGAACAUUGACGAGAAAAACGGCUUUUCCGGGCUGAUUGGGCAAGCGGGGCGCUACAAGUACCUGAACGGCUCCUACAUGAAUGGCACAUACGAUGGAGCCUUAGGAGACACUGGCCGAGCGGCUGAGACGCCCGCCUACGACCUAGAGGCUGUUUUGCAAAGCGCGGUAAAUCAGGCCAUUCAAACAGUGCCGGGAAGCGUCAGUUUAACGCUGGAAAGAAUCCAGCAGCUGAGAACCCAACUGGAUAUCAGCGGAUGCAACGGAAAGCGUCGGGCUGCAGAUUUGCCCUGUUUAGGUGAAUGUCUGUUUGACCUGGAAAACGACCCUUGCGAGACCGAGAACCUGUUCGACAGAAAACCGGUUGUAGGCGCGAAUUUGAAGAGAAAACUGCGCCGUUACUUCAGCCAGUUGGUUCCAUCCAGGAACAGAAAAAUUGACUUGAACUCAAACCCGAAGAACUGCAACGGGACCUGGUUUCCUUGGCUGGACGCGGAUGGAUGCGAAAGAGUAUAGGAUGUGCUUGAAUUAAAGAUUUGCUUACCUGUUA
Molecule: messenger RNA, 2308 nt
Organism: Dendroctonus ponderosae (mountain pine beetle)
Lineage: Eukaryota; Metazoa; Arthropoda; Insecta; Coleoptera; Curculionidae
Product: arylsulfatase B
Exons: 9
Coding region: 604-2274 (556 amino acids)
Source: RefSeq, a predicted model, not a curated record